GUACCUAACUGCAAAAAUAGUUGAUGGAGAGACUUAUAAUAUAUUAUGCCCAGCAUAUCAGUGUCCUCAUAUGGUUCCUGUUGAUGUAAUAGAAAAGCUAGUGUCAACUGAUAUGGUGAAAAGAUAUCUUCAGUUUGAUAUUAAGGCAUUUGUUGAAAGUAAUCCCACAAUGAAAUGGUGUCCACAUCCUGGUUGUGCCAGAGCUGUGAAAAUGCCUGAAUUUGAAAAAAUAAACGAUGAAAUUAUGGCAAUAUCAUUUACUGUGCCUCCAUCUUUAUCUCAUUCAGUUGAUUGUGGGAAUGGACAUUAUUUUUGUUGGGAGUGUUUAGGUGAGGCACAUGCUCCCUGUGGCUGUGAAAAAUGGCGAGAGUGGCAUAAUAAAAUAGCUGAAAUUAAACCUCAGGAAUUAAAAAAUACAUACGCAGAAACUGAAGAAGCUGAAAAUUGCCUAUGGAUGGUGACAAAUUCUAAGCCGUGCCCAAACUGCAAGUGUCCAAUCCAGAAAAAUGAAGGUUGUAAUCAUAUGAAAUGUUACAAGUGCAAAUAUGAAUAUUGCUGGAUUUGCCUUGAAUCUUGGAAGAAGCACAGUCCGACAACAGGUGGUUACUUUCGUUGUAAUCGGCACGAUGCUGUCAAAAGGGCUGAGGUGAAAGCAGAAUCAUUAAUUAAUGAAGCAGAAGAACAUAAUAAACAUAUGCAGGAAUUGAAGAGAUUUUUACAGUAUUAUACAAGAUUUAAAAACCAUGAAAAUAGCUACAAAUUUGAAGAGCCAUUUAUAAAAUCCAUCCAAGAAAAAAUCAAUAUUUUAACUACAGCUGUGUUUUCUUAUUCUGUGACUAAUGUUAAUAUGUCCUUUUUACAAGAUGCUAUUUAUGAACUUUUAAGAGCUCGACGUAUUUUAUGUGGUGCUUAUGUAUAUGGCUAUUACUUAGAAGAUAAUGGCUAUAACAAAACUAUAUUUGAAUAUUUACAGAGUGACUUAGAAGAAGCAACGGAGAAACUUUCAGAUGCUGUAGCUCGCACAUAUUUACAAACUCCACAAAGUAAAAUUGUACAGAUGAUAUCGCAUGUAAAAAGAAAAAGACUUGAUCUCCUUACUGCUGUCCACAAAGGUUUAAUACCACCAGAAACUCCUCCAAGCAUGAGAAAAUCACGUAAACGACGAUUACCAGGAUUGAUGGGAAUGGAUCCAGUUGAUGAUCCUUUAUUAUCCCAGGCUAUUUUAGAAUCUUUAGAAAGUAUUGACCCAAAUGAUCCGUGGGUUGUAGAUCAUCAAGGAAAACAUACUAAUAUUGCUGCUGUCUGUGAUUGGCCUGAUUAUGAUAGUGAAGAAGAAGGUUAUACUAAUCCUCUAUUAACAUCUCUUCUAGGUAAUUAUGUUAUAUUAAAUUAAAAAUUUUCUUUUAGU
Messenger RNA from Stegodyphus dumicola, 1408 nucleotides. RefSeq names its product ankyrin repeat and IBR domain-containing protein 1-like. Gene Ontology annotation, biological process: protein ubiquitination. Gene Ontology annotation, molecular function: protein binding; ubiquitin-protein transferase activity; zinc ion binding. NCBI's taxonomy places the organism in Eukaryota, Metazoa, Arthropoda, Arachnida, Araneae, Eresidae. The record is from RefSeq and is a predicted model, not a curated record.